This is a messenger RNA of Argiope bruennichi, 3728 nucleotides long. Its product is annotated as hemicentin-2-like. Gene Ontology annotation, molecular function: protein binding. Lineage: Eukaryota; Metazoa; Arthropoda; Arachnida; Araneae; Araneidae. The coding region runs from base 187 to 2700 and encodes 837 amino acids. The record is from RefSeq and is a predicted model, not a curated record. The transcript is spliced from 13 exons.
UUCAUGCCUCCUCCACAGUGCGGGAGAAAUGCUCUCCGCUGAUACACUGGAUUCACCGCUCUAGUUAAAAUCACUGCUGCUGUGCGGUGAAUUACUGUGAAUUCUUACUCUCUGUCAUCGGUGAAAAAAGUUAAGGAUAUUUCGGAUUUUUUUGGUUUGUUUUUACUUGUUCGCUGUGCUGUGCAAAUGGAUCGGAAUACGACGGCCCCCCCAUUAGGGAUGUUAGGCAGCCUCGUGGCUACCCUACUUUUUGCCAUGGCCUCGCCGUCGGACGGCACGGGCGGCCUAGGUAUUAAUGCCAUCGGCGGAGGCUUCAACACCGCUGCUACCAAUGCAUCAGAAAUAACAGAACCCCCUCAGACACUGGUGGGAGUUGCCGGUUCGGCCUUGGACCUCCCGUGCAACAUCACGGCCCCGACCCCUGAUGACUCCGUAGCCCUGGUCCUUUGGUAUAAGGACGAAUCCACGACGCCCCUUUACAGUUUGGAUGCUCGAAGGGGCCUAUUAGACCAGGCGAGACACGCGGCCAGCGACUUACUGAAUGGCCGCGCUUACCUCAGUAUCACUCACAAGCCUUCCACUCUCAAACUGAAACCAUUGCUGGAAGAGGACGAGGGCCAAUACAGGUGUAGAGUGGAUUUCAGAAAAGCCAGAACGAGAAAUUUUGAUGUUCUUGUAACAGUUGUUGUGCCGCCAAAGAAACCGGUGAUAAUGGACCAAAAUGGAGAACUAUUUCAUAGUUUGAUAGGACCUUAUAACGAAGGCGACAGACUAUUUUUGGUGUGUGAAACAGAAGGAGGUAAACCUACCCCAUCACUGACUUGGUGGCGAGAAAGUGUUCUUCUUGAUGACAGUUACGAGGUGAGUCCCGAAGGGGUGGUCAGGAACGAAAUCGAGAUCACUUCUCUUCAGCGACAUGAUCUGAUGGCUGUUUUUACCUGCCAAGCAUCCAAUAACAAUAUCACUGUACCGGUGUCGAAAUACGUCACUGUGGACAUGAACUUUCGACCUUUGGAAGUCUCAAUCGAAGGAAAUCGAAGACCUCUCUCAGCCAACAGCCCUGUGGAACUCGUCUGCAGAGCAACAGGUUCCAGACCCCCUGCAACAAUCACAUGGUGGAAAGGGAACACCAAAAUGAAAAGAACGAAAGAGCGGAUAUCCAUAGAUGGAUACGUCACCACCAGUAUUCUCAUUUUCACGCCCACCAGUGAAGACAGUGGCAAAUACUUGUCUUGCCGCGCUGAGAAUCCUUUGAUACCUGGAAGUGCUAUAGAAGAUGGAUGGAAAUUGGAUAUAAAUUAUGUACCACAGUUAACACUAAGACUCGGCAGCAAACUUCGCCAUGCCCACAUUCAGGAAGGCAAUGACGUCUACUUUGAAUGCAACAUCCGGGCUUCACCUUGGGUUUCAGAGAUAGGCUGGAAGUUUGAAGACCAGGAACUUCAUACGAACACCAGCAAUGGCAUCAUCGUAUCCAAUCAGAGUUUAGUUCUUCAGAAAGUACAGAGAUCCAGCAGAGGCAGAUACACUUGUACAGCAACUAACACUGAAGGCACUGGUGAAAGCAAUGAAGUUUUCUUGAGAGUUCAAUAUGCCCCCUUGUGCAAACCUGGACAGAAGAUCAUCUAUGGAGCAGCCCGACACGAAGCCGUUCGAGUGACGUGUGAAGUGGAGGCCGACCCUCGCGAAGUGUCUUUCCACUGGCAAUUCAACAACACGGCCGAGAGCUUAGAAGUGGUGACCUUCGUAAAUGACGGAACGAUGUCAACUGCAACGUAUAUUCCCAGGACAGAGUUCGAUUAUGGUACUCUGCUGUGUUGGGGAACGAAUAUUGUUGGGUCUCAAGUGGAACCCUGCAUUUACACGAUUGUUCCUGCAGGUCCACCAGACUCUGUGGAAAACUGCAGCGUCACCAACCAAACGGAAGACUCGAUGAUUGUCGAGUGCAAUCCGGGAUAUGAUGGGGGUCUCCAACAACAAUUCAUUCUGGAGGUGCACGAGACUGCCCUGCACAGACUGCAGGUCAAUCUCAGCGCCUCUUCCAACCCCUACUUUCACGUAAAGGGACUGCCAUCCGGGACUCACUUCGUCGCAGUCGUCUACGCAGCUAACGCCAAAGGCAGGAGUCAGGCAGUGGUGAUGAGGACCCAUACGCUGCCUGGACCCGAAAGUCAAACUAGAAGAGAAAACGUCUGGCAAGUCACUUUCAGUCCAGUCUUGAUCGUCCUGGUGUCUGUCAUUAUUGGCUUUGUGGUGAUAGCUAUGAUUGUAGUAAUUGUCAUGAAAUGCAGAACAAGGCACGAGAGACAUAAAGGGCAAAUUCUUCCAAGGAAGGCUUACAAGCUUCAGCCUGGAUUAAGCAAGGAAGAAGAAAAUAACGAAGCUGGCAAGAGUCCAGGAGAAGAAAAAGGACCCGAUAUUAUACCUGAUGUAAGCAUCCCUUCAGAGCAGAGUGCAGAGGAAGGAUUGGACAAACAUUUCUUGGCUGAUGCCGCCAGUAUGCAGCUGAUGGGCGUCAACGGAUUAGGCCAAACAAUCACCACUAUUAGCAGGCCGCCUAGACAGAUGGAGCUUGAGCCCGAGGCCACAUUGAGAGACUUUUCACAUAUCACCCCACAAAAGAGAGUCAAGGUAUUGCCCAUUGAUGAGUGUGGGACUCUGCAUCGCCCAUAUGUGAAAAAUAUACAAACAGAUGUGUAGUCUACAGAUUUUAUACGGUUGCAGCCGAGCACUGAUAUUAUUAAUGGGUGAAAAAUCCGCAGUCGCCAGCAAGUCUGAAGGAAGCUGGAAUGACAUCAUCCAUCUUGAUUAAAACUUACCAGAAUGAAAUACGAUAGAGUGGUUGACCACAGAAAUCUACACGGAGUUGUGUGUUGCCUGAUAUAUCAGUAAGAAAUUAUUCCAAUAUCUGUUCGUCCGACAGAAAUAUUACUGCAAAAGAGCAUUAAGGAAUGUUUUAUUGGCCCCUCCAUGUUACAGGACACUAAUAUUUAUCAGAAUAUUUUUUAACUUUAGUGUGGAUUAACUGUUGACAACAUGAACGCAUGUUGGUCAUAAAUAGAUGAACUAAAACUGUUGGCAAUAGAAAAGUAUAUUGUUUUCAAGCAGUCAAAUUCAUCAGUUGUCGACAACCAAUGCAAGUGUUGUCAAAAACAAAGGAUAUCAUUACUGGACGAAAACCGGAAUCAUGUAUUUUGCUUGUCAACCAUUCUUCAUCGUCCCGAACCAUACUUUAAUUUUGCGUACCAACAAUCAUUGUUGUUGGGCAACCCGAUUCUUUAUCGACCGAGUGCGAUUUUGUUGGUCACUAUCAACCCAUUGUCACUGGCCCCGAAAUUCAGUGUUGCUAGGCAUCAUCAGCAUUUAUCAUUGUUGUAUCACAAUACUAUUUGUUAUUACAUCGUCAAAAACUGUAGAACUUACAUGAGCAUCAAAACUGAUUUUGUGCUGGACACUGACACAAAUGAUGCUCGCCGUCGCAUACUCUCGAAUCCAGACUGAGUAAAGACUGACUGUUUAAUCAUUGUGUAAAUUUUUACUGUACAUAGCAACUGAGAUGUUGUGGAUAAGGACCGGUGUGCAAGACGAUCUGGUCUGCGUGCAUUCCCACUUGUGUAAAAAAAAAAAAAGUUCGAAAGAAGCGCCGGAGGGAAUGACUCCCUAGUCCCACAACUUAUUUUUGUAUGCGUUCUAUUGUCCAAAAUGGAAGAAGCAGUUUAUAAUAAAGU